AUGACGCAAAUUUGUUUUUGUCAGCGAAGGGAUCGGUCGUCGACUGAUUUACAGUUCACCUUGCGCGCUGUUUUUGUAGCAAAAUAGUGCGCGUCAGUUAUUUACGUUUUUAGACCUUGUUGUGAUUCUAUUAUAAUUACAGUGAGGCAGGCUUCGCCGUUAUAUGGUUAUUAGAUUGUUUUAAUGAAUAAAUCAACUCGGUCGAAGUUCUUGUUAUUGUUACACUAGGAAGUUGUUGUUAUUGCGUUUGAUUCACUUGGAAGUUGUUUUGUAGAAUUUUUUAUAGAGUGUACACCUGUUAUUAUUGUCAUAGAUGUAUUCUACAGUAAAGUUGCAUUGAAAUGAAAUAUAUAGCGAAACCUAUUGAAAUCAACAAAAAUUAUUUUGCCCUCCAAUAUUAUUUGUCUACAGUAAUCAAUGAAUUUCUGUCUAUUAAUAGUUUGUUACCGGUUGAUAUAAAUCUUUCCAUGCUAAUAACUAUGCAGGCAUACACGUUAAUUAGAAUACUUUUGUUAUUUAAUUCAAAUUAUUCAAGAUGCUUGGUUAGAGAAAAUUGCAUUUUAUACGCAUUUUAAAUGAGUUGUAUACACAUGACCUCUUCUGUUUAUCCAUUUGUGGAUGAUGACAUUUGUAUGUACAGAUGCAUGAUCUCGUUACACGCAGAUUAUUUGAUAAAUAUGUAUUAUUGAGCAUAUAUACAAAUAGAUAAAUGAACUUAGUCAUGUUAAUAUACCGGUAAUGCUCCUGCCAGAUGAUUUCAGAGCCUACAGCAAAUUAAAAGUGGAUAAUCAUCUUUUCAACAAAGAGAACAUGCCCUCUCAUUUUAAGAUCAAAGAAUAUUGUCCAUUAGUAUUCAGAAAUCUAAGGGAAAGAUUUGGUAUAGAUGAUUUGGACUAUAAGGAAUCUAUGACAAGAUGUCGGGCAUUUAAUCCUUCACAAACAGAGAGGCAUUUGGAUUUGACUGGAAAGGCUCGUGAAUUGGUUCAGCGCUCUGCUACUGCUCCUUCAAUAACUCUUUCUCCUGCUACUCCUGUUUUUCCACAAAUUCCAGUCCUAAAUAAGCCGCUACGUUCCUACAGUUUUAAACCAAAACGUCUGAGAUCACAGCCAAUACUGGAUGACCCUUCUGGAAAAAGUGGUGCAAAAUUUUACCAGUCCUACGACAAAUUGUUUAUUAUUAAAACUCUUACCAGUGAGGAGGUAGAAAGGAUGCACUCGUUUUUGAAACAUUAUCAUCCGUAUAUUGUGGAAAGGCAUGGGAAGACAUUGUUGCCACAAUACCUUGGCAUGUACCGUUUGACGGUGGACGGAGUCGAACAUUAUGUUGUUGCCAUAAGAAAUGUAUUCUCGAAUCACUUAACAACCCACAAAAAAUUCGAUUUAAAAGGUUCAACCGUGGAUCGCGAAGCAUCCGACAAAGAAAAAGAGAAAGAUCUGCCGACUUACAAAGACAAUGAUUUCGUGAAAGAGGGAAUGAAAAUUUAUAUCGGUGAAGAAGCAAAGACGAAACUCAUAGAGACAUUAACUGCUGACGUUGAUUUCCUAACACGAUUGCACUUAAUGGAUUAUUCUUUGCUGCUCGGUUUACACGAUUGUGCAAGAGCUGAACAAGAAAAUAGAGAGCGCGCAGAAAGAGAGGAAGAAGAGGAAAAUCAUGAAGACGAAGAGGAUAGUGAGUCUGGGAGUGGAUUAGAUUCUCGAGGUCCGAUGGGAGACCGUUUAUGGGGUUGGAGUGGCGUUGCUGGAAUGGCAACACCACCUGAAUCACCUCAUGCUCCAUUAAACCGUGACACCAGUCUACAGUACGAAGAUGCAAUAAUUCCUGAAUUAGAUAUUUAUGCAAUUCCUAGUAAAGAAGGUGCACCUACGAAGGAAAUUUAUUUUUUAGCCAUAAUAGAUGUAUUAACUCAUUACGGUGUCCGUAAGCAAGCAGCGAAGGCAGCUAAGACAGUGAAAUAUGGUGCUAACGUCGAUGGUAUUUCAACCUGUGAUCCAGAACAAUACGGCAAGCGAUUUAUAGAGUUCAUGAGCAAAGCCAUAGAAUAAGUUCGUUGUUCGUUGUUGCUAUGCUUGUAAAUUUGGAUCGCUCGUUUGAAAAUCGUGACGGUACUGUCGCUUUCAACUGACAAAACAUCGUUGAUGUUUUCGCGUUCACGAAUCAGGGGAGGUUUUAGUGCAUCGAAUGGUCUAUUCGUUGCACGUGAUGUUUGACCACAAAGGUGUGUGCGUUUUCACACGGUGCGUCAGUGAUGACGCUUCACCGUCAAGUUGUCUCAGUAUUCCUUAUGACAUUCACAAUGGAAUUAGAAACGUAACAAAUGAAUUUCACGGCCCGCCGAUGUAAAGGAGACCUUUUAAGAAUUUUUUCCCGGAGGAAUGUUUGUUACCUUUUAUAACUAGUGACAUAUUUUCUCAGUAUUCGCUUACGAUGUUUCCACAAUCACGCUCAUUCGACUAUAUGGUUCUUGGUUUCCUGUUUUCGUGGAGUUCUGUCUGUGCUUUCAUUUUUGAAUGCAUUAUGUGUACAGACACGCGAAAGCUGUAGAAAUAUUGGAAGAACUAAUCGAGUACCUUGGUUAUUUUAUCAAUGAAACGUUACUUAACAUUAUACUAAAAAAACGAAAAAAAAAGAGAGAGAA
Nomia melanderi (Alkali bee) is the source of this 2639-nucleotide messenger RNA. The record is from RefSeq and is a predicted model, not a curated record. NCBI's taxonomy places the organism in Eukaryota, Metazoa, Arthropoda, Insecta, Hymenoptera, Halictidae.